GGGGCGGGGGGGGGGGGCGGAGGCGGGGCGAGCCCAGCACCCAAACAAAAAGGUGCCGGGACCAGUGGCUCAGAUCUGCCCGGAAGGACCACAGGGAGCACCCAGGGUGGUGCGGGCCGUCUGUGGGCGUGAAGGGAGGCUGGUAGGGCUGCGGGCUGGGCUCUCCCCCACCAGGGCUGCACCCCCCGGAAGCAUGGCUGCCCGCCCCGUCCUGGGUCUUGCUGCUGUCCUCUGCCUCUCUGUGCCCCAGGCCGGCUCCAUGGUGCAGCAUCGACAGCCGGUCCAGGUGGUGCUGCUGGAACCCCAAGGGAGGGACUGCUCUCAGAUCUGGGUGGAGAAGCCCAGAGCCCCCAGCGGUGUGUACACCAUCCAGCCAGAGGGAGCCAGCGCCCCCUUCCAGGCUUUGUGCGACAUGCGAGAGGACGGUGGCUGGACGGUGAUUCAGAGUCGGGACCGGGGCAGGCGGAGGCGUCUGGACUUCGAGAGAUGCUGGCAGGAGUACAAACAGGGCUUCGGGGACUUGACAGGUGACCACUGGCUGGGGCUGCAGCACAUCUCUGACCUGACUUCCCAGCCGGGCCUGCGCUCAGAGCUCACGGUGGACCUUCUGGAUGCGGACAGCCACACGCUUCAGGCCCACUAUGACAACUUCCACGUGGACGGGGAGGACCUGUUUUACCGACUGACCCUUGGCCUGUACUCUGGGAACGCAGGGGACGCGUUCCGGGGCUUGGGCCGCACGGAUGACCAAGAGGGCUGUGGCUUCAGCACGCUGGACCGCGACCGCGACCACUGCUCACCCUGCACGGACGGCACCCAGCCCUUCACCAGCUGCAGCCGCGAUCGCUCGGGCGCCGGCUGGUGGUACAGCGACUGCGGCCAAGCUGACCUCAACGGGCCAUGGCCGGAGCGCGGAGGGGCCGCCUCGGGCAUGCGCUGGGCCACCGGCAACCACCGGCCCACCCUGCGUGCCAGCGUGCUGCGCGUGCGCACCACUGCUUCCCACAAGGCCUAGGCCCCUCGGUGGCCGAGCCUCAUUAAACGUUCAAGCCCUGC
Messenger RNA from Leopardus geoffroyi (Geoffroy's cat), 1056 nucleotides. Its product is annotated as angiopoietin-related protein 5-like. The transcript is spliced from 6 exons. Bases 194 to 1015 code for a protein of 273 amino acids. Lineage: Eukaryota; Metazoa; Chordata; Mammalia; Carnivora; Felidae. The record is from RefSeq and is a predicted model, not a curated record.